Molecule: messenger RNA, 362 nt
Organism: Closterium sp. Yama58-4
Lineage: Eukaryota; Viridiplantae; Streptophyta; Zygnematophyceae; Desmidiales; Closteriaceae
Source: the annotation of a GenBank genome assembly
GCAAUGUGGGAUCGGCCUCUUCUCUUGCAGAUGUGGUGCAGCGCUGGCGCCAACCCAUGAGACCGCCCCUACUGACCACGCUAGACCUAGUGCGCGCAGCAGCACAGGGCGGGUAUGCGGUGGGCGCGUUCAACGUGUAUAACCUGGAAGGGGUGAGGGCUGUGGUGAAGGGAGCAGAAGAGGAGAGGAGCCCAGCUAUCAUCCAGGUAGCAGAGGGCGGGUAUGCGGUGGGGGCAUUCAACGUGUAUAGCCUGGAAGGGGUGAGGGCCGUGGUGAGGGGCGCAGAAGAAGAGAGGAGUCCGGCCAUCAUCCAGGUAUGCAACAUUGCGGUGGGAGGGGGUGAGUGCGGUGGUGCAGGGUGA